AUGCGAACCUCACUCAGUGCAGGCUCAGGUCAGUGCGCUGAUGGCUGGGAAUCCUUUAAUGGGACAUGUUACUACUUCUCUCAUGAUACAUUAAACUGGACUGCGAGUAGAGAAAGGUGUGUCUCAGAUGGUGGGCAUCUGGUGAUCAUAGACAGCUGGGAGGAACAGGUGUUGGUGACUAUGUCUCUUUCUAAUUUUUGCUCCAUCUUGCCUGAGCUCAACAGGAUUCUAUGUCACCUGCGAGCCCACACAAGUCAGUUCACUUCCUCUACAACUGACGCUGUUUCGUCACUCAACUUGAGAGAACUGGACAAGAAGAAGCGCAAUGCAUACGGUACUCAAGUCCUGAUGAAGAUGUCUGAAGAGGUUGUCUACUCCGCUGUAAAGCUAAAGAGUAAUAGAGAGCCCGAGAACACGGUAACUAAAGAGCAAAGAAAAGAAAACGAACACAUUGGUGACAUAGAAUAUGGUGCUGUCACUUUUAGAAGAAAUGAGAUGAACAAGCAAAGAGCACAUCCAAAAGGGGGUUGUAAAUAUCUCAGGCUGGCUGUUGGCACUCUCUUUACUCUGCUUAUAAGUGUGGCCAUACUGCUGUGCAUAAUGUUUGCAGGCUCUGUAGCAGGUCAGUGCACUGAUGGCUGGGAAUCCUUUAAUGGGACAUGUUACUACUUCUCUCCUGAUACAUUAAACUGGACUGCGAGUAGAGACAGGUGUGUCUCAGAUGGUGGCCGUCUGGUCAUCAUAGACAGCUGGGAGGAACAGAUUUACAUCUCAAGGAAAUUAUCAAACCAUACAAAGGAUGAGUUCUGGAUCGGUUUGACAGAUUCUGAGAAAGAGGGACAUUGGAAGUGGGUGGACAACACUGAUCUGAAUCUCAUGUUCUGGCACAAAGGCCAACCAAACAAUCAACCAAGUGGGGUCGGCAAUAAAACAUACACCUCUGAGGACUGUGGCAUAGUGAGACAUGUGCAACAAGAUGAACACAACUGGUUCGAUAAGUAUUGUGGUUCAGUUGUGAACAGAAUAUGUGAAGCCCAAUUCUAAGAGAGGAAUCCAUCAGAACCCACAGCUUUUUCUCUUUGUCCAGGUUCUGGCACCGCAACCAACCAAACAACCAAAAAGCAGGUCCUGGAGAGGACUGUGGCA
Sardina pilchardus (European sardine) is the source of this 1146-nucleotide messenger RNA. Its product is annotated as low affinity immunoglobulin epsilon Fc receptor-like. The transcript has 10 exons. The coding region runs from base 1 to 1044 and encodes 347 amino acids. NCBI's taxonomy places the organism in Eukaryota, Metazoa, Chordata, Actinopteri, Clupeiformes, Clupeidae. The record is from RefSeq and is a predicted model, not a curated record.